Messenger RNA from Acipenser ruthenus (sterlet), 1920 nucleotides. Its product is annotated as sialic acid-binding Ig-like lectin 15. The coding region runs from base 222 to 1175 and encodes 317 amino acids. The transcript is spliced from 5 exons. Gene Ontology annotation, cellular component: plasma membrane. NCBI's taxonomy places the organism in Eukaryota, Metazoa, Chordata, Actinopteri, Acipenseriformes, Acipenseridae. The record is from RefSeq and is a predicted model, not a curated record. Gene Ontology annotation, biological process: regulation of actin cytoskeleton organization; regulation of osteoclast development; regulation of bone resorption.
AGGAUGUUAGCUAGCUAUUGUCAUGUUCUCUUGGGUGUUUCGGUUUCCUCAGCCAUCAUCUGUCGUUUGUAAGAGAAGUUACUGAACAUACACGACUUACUGAAUAUCACACAUGAGUAGAGUGGCUCUGUGCAUGUGCAUUAAAUAAAAGUGGGUAGGUUAACACAUUGUACGCUUCUAAUGUAAUGUUAUCAAAAAGAAGUGAAAAUCUCAGGUGAAGAAUGAAACGGUUUCUCUUCCUUCUUUGGUGUUUUGUCUUUUUACAGGCUGCCAAAGCCAAUGGAUGGUCAAUGGAAACUAGCAAAAGUGUCUUUGGCUACCUUGGAACAAAAGUCACUCUGCCCUGUACCAUCAAACACCCAAUAUCCAACUAUAAUGGCAGCAUUACUGUCAUCUGGAGGAAAGAGACUUUUGGGGGAGGGCCGAUCAUUUUUCAGUGUUUAACUACUUACUCUACAGAUACAAAUGGCAGCCACUGUGUAAACCAGGCUGGAGACGCCCAGGAGAUUGGUCGCUACAUGUUGGCCGGGAAUCCCUGGCAAAAUGACCUCUCCUUGCUAAUCAAUAAUCUGACAUACAAUGACAGAAGCAAGUAUUUCUGUCGUUUUCAAUUAACAAGAAAAGUAGAUGCCUUUGAAGGCAAAACCGGCACAGAGCUUCUGAUUAAAGGACCACCUUCUAUAAAUCAUCUCUCUGCAAGUGUUGAUAGGUCUGGUGUUUAUUCAGUAGUGUGCAAAGCUGAAGAACUCCCAUUAACAAAUAUCACAUUGGUUGAACAUGGAAACAUGAAUUCAUCUCCGACUAGAAACAACCAAAGCGCGAUAAAGAUGGGAGAAGUAAGGAUAACUGCAGUGCGAAGUGGAACUUACACCUGUGUAACAAUUAAUGAGUUUGGAAAAGAAGAACGCACUAUUCAGUUUGGUAUACCAGCACCUGAGUCAAAGAGCAGUGCAGCUGAGCGAGGAAAUCUAAACACAAUCACCAUAGUGUGCAUUGUUAUAUCUGGAGUGCUGUUUGGUAUCAUAAUCUUACUUGGCAUUCUACUCAUUAAGAAAAAUCAAGCAAAAAAUCUUAAUCCGGAACGAUUGAUUUUUUCCAAGACAAAACCUGCGUCCAAAUUUGAAGAGUCAGAUGCAGACCAGAUCUAUGUGAAUGUGUCACAGAUGGCAAUGUAACAAACCUGAAAACAUCUGCUUAGUGCUAGCGAAUGCUUUAAAAUCCAGUUACCAGUUGUGUUACAAUUAUUACUGGCCCACCUUUAUUGUGCUUAGAUUAUUUUGGUUCCUCUUUUUUUUUUUUUUAAAGUUAAUUACGGAUAUGGAGAGAUGUCCAGUUCACCACUAUUAAUAAACUGCUGCAUCCUGCAGCUUUAGAGUGAGUCUGAACUACAAAUACAGGCAGUAGCAGCAACAUUUCAUACAGUGCUAUCUUUGAAAUAAUAAUCUGCAUAUUCCUAAUUGAAUUAUAAAAUACAAAGGGAGGCAGUGAUAAUAUUGCUAGUGGCAUUUAAUAAGAUUUUUAAAUGAUGUCAAAAUCCUGGUUUGCACUCCUUUAAGACAGAAGAAUUCAAAGCCAUUUGCUUAGCCAUGAAUUCAGCUGAGUAACAGAAAAAGUGUGAAGAAAAGUCUGUUAAAUAUUAAAUCUCUUUUGUUUUUGUAUAAGGCUUGGUAUUUCAUUUUGCAUUCAAUGUAUACUUCUGUUUUUUAAUAUAAAUGGUGUUUUGUAUGUUAUUUAGCGAUGGUCACAAGGACAAUUCUAGAAUCCUUUUAUGUAGCGGCAUAACACGCUGCAAUUAAAUGUGUGUUAACAUUGGGAAUAAUAAUGUAUUUACAUUGUGUAUAAACACAUGUUCAUUCCAAGUAAGUUUGGAUGUGAAAUUUACAAUAUCAUUUUUCUUCACAAAUAAACAUGUAACUUUUA